Molecule: messenger RNA, 1536 nt
Organism: Dendroctonus ponderosae (mountain pine beetle)
Lineage: Eukaryota; Metazoa; Arthropoda; Insecta; Coleoptera; Curculionidae
Product: protein prickle-like
Exons: 6
Molecular function (GO): zinc ion binding
Source: RefSeq, a predicted model, not a curated record
GUCCACCUCUACUUCAGCGCUCUACCUGAAGACAAAGUUCCCUAUGUGAACAGUGUGGGAGAAAGAUACAGGGUGCGUCAGCUGCUGCAGCAAUUGCCUCCUCAUGACAACGAAGUGCGCUACUGCCACGCUCUCAGCGACGAAGAGCGGAAAGAGUUGAGGUUGUUCAGCGCCCAACGGAAGAGAGAGGCUCUCGGAAGGGGCGCUGUGAGGCAAAUCCCUGGCACCAUGAGAUGUGACCUGUGCUCGGAAUCCCUCUCAUCGGGGGAUAUUGGAGUGCUGGCAUCCAGAGCAGGGCCCAACAUGGUUUGGCAUCCAGCCUGCUUCACCUGCUGCGUUUGCAGGGAACUGCUGGUGGAUCUAAUCUACUUCUUCAAAGAAGGACGACUGUAUUGUGGAAGGCAUCAUGCGGAAACCGUCAAGCCCAGAUGUAGUGCUUGCGAUGAGAUAAUACUUGCCGAUGAAUGCACCGAAGCAGAAGGACGGGCAUGGCAUAUGAAGCAUUUUGCGUGUUCGGAAUGCGAAAGGCAACUAGGAGGUCAAAGAUACAUAAUGAGAGAUGGACGUCCCUAUUGUUUACACUGUUUCGAUGCCAUGUUUGCGGAAUAUUGCGAUAGCUGUGGAGAACCAAUCGGGGUUGACCAGGGGCAGAUGAGUCAUGAAGGCCAACACUGGCACGCCACUGAGAGCUGUUUCUGUUGCCACACUUGCCGCACCUCAUUGCUGGGAAGGCCAUUCUUGCCCCGUAGAGGAGCCAUCUACUGUUCAAUUGCCUGCAGCAAAGGAGAACCGCCCACACCGUCGGAUAGCAGCGGCCCCGGCACUCGGCUCCCCCGCCACGUUAAGCAACGCGGUAACAAUCCCUCAGGGUCCCAUCAAAACGACAGAGCCGCUUCCCCCAGUGAAACCAGCUCGCCUCCAGGUUCGCCCUCCACCUACCCAGCACACCCCCAGCGUUCCCCGAUCACCAGCACGCCAUCCAGCCCCAUUGGUUCGAUGUGCUCCCCUCAGAACCACCCCGCUCAGUAUUCAUUGAGCAGUGUUAGUCAAAGUCACGUACCUGCUUCCCUGCAAAGUCUCAGCCACACGCCGUCACCGAUCAGAUCGCCGAAAAUGGGGCGGCGAGCCCUACAGCGCAGCCCUAAACCUGGAGGCUCUUUGGCUAGCACUCCCACACCUUCGGAAAGCGGCGACAAGGAGUUUGAGGCCCGAGAAGCCACCAGUAGGGAGGUUGAAGAUCGAAUUGGAGGGACGGAGAAGAGCCUCGAUAGGGUUCUGUUGGAGCGAAACCUAGACAGGCUGCUUUCUGAGCGAGGCAACUCGACGCAUCAUUCUCCCGAUCUGGAAAAGUUGCUCAGCGCGAGGGACAGGAGCAGAGAACCGUUGCACUUAGCAGACCUAAGUCUGGAUGAUUGGGCGGAUAGGCUAAGCUACGAUGGCGACAAGAAAGACGAUUACCCAGCCAAAGAAGAAAAAGUUGGUGCUAAAGGCCUGGAACAGGGUACAGUGCACGCUAAUAGCAUGCCAGAGCUACCU